This is a messenger RNA of Medioppia subpectinata, 788 nucleotides long. NCBI's taxonomy places the organism in Eukaryota, Metazoa, Arthropoda, Arachnida, Sarcoptiformes, Oppiidae. The record is from the annotation of a GenBank genome assembly.
AUGACUUAUGUGCAACAAUUCACCGAAAGGCUGGACGAGUACCUGCGCCGGGAGGACAACCCCGUGACCCGAACGCUGGCCAAAGUGGAAGUGUUGACCGGUGUGUCGCGGCUAUACCUGGCCAACGUCGUAAUGAUCUCGUUCGUGGCCUACAUGAUAUUUGGCCAAUUCGCCCAGCUCAUUUGCAAUGUGAUCGGUUUCGCGUACCCGGCAUACGCCUCCCUCUCUGCCCUUAACGCACCGCCCGAUGACGAGCGCACUAUUGAACACAUUCAGCACUUAUUAAGAUAUUGGGUGGUAUUCGCGUUCAUAUCUGUGGGCGACUUCUUCUCGGGCUAUCUGUUCCGAAUCAUACCAUUCUAUUGGUUGGCAAAGAUGGUGUUCCUGGUCUGGUGUCUGGCGCCGGUGCCCAACAACGGCUCCACUGUCUUGUAUACCCGUUUCAUACAACCCGUGUUCAGACAAGUGGAGCCCACCAUUGAUGGCUGGUUUGCCAAUAUUGUGGAUCAAUUACAUCGACAAACUCAGGAGUUGUCCCAAGAGUUGUCUCAAAAUCAGCCCAAGAAGUCGAAGAAGAAGUGAUUGUUUGUGUAUUUUGUGGUGAAUUUAAUUGUGAAUGAAUUUUGUUGUGUUUUAAAACAGCUAUUAUUUGAUUGAUUUGAUUGUUUGUAUUUAUGUAAUGAAUUUUUUUACCGGUAAUUGUAUUUUAAUCAAAUUUAUGGCAAUUAUUGUGUUUUUUAAUUAAUCUAUGUUUCAUGAAUUAAUUUGGCAUGUAAUUUAAAUCUAAU